Molecule: messenger RNA, 1873 nt
Organism: Anoplophora glabripennis (Asian longhorned beetle)
Lineage: Eukaryota; Metazoa; Arthropoda; Insecta; Coleoptera; Cerambycidae
Product: zinc finger protein 808-like
Exons: 4
Coding region: 88-1731 (547 amino acids)
Biological process (GO): regulation of transcription by RNA polymerase II
Cellular component (GO): nucleus
Molecular function (GO): RNA polymerase II transcription regulatory region sequence-specific DNA binding; DNA-binding transcription factor activity, RNA polymerase II-specific; zinc ion binding
Source: RefSeq, a predicted model, not a curated record
UUAUGGUUGGUAACAUGUAUCUAAUAUUUUUUGAGGUUAUGUUGUGAUAUGUUUACUUUCUAAGGAAAAGAAAAUAAUAAAUCUCAAAUGGCCAGUUUCAAAGAAAAUACUUGCAGGCUCUGCCUUGCGACUAUCCUAGACAAAAAUUUCAGAGCAGUGGACGACUAUACGACUGACAUUCUAGACAUUCCUCUGCUGAAGUUGAAAUUUGAGGAUGGGAGGAAACACGUAGUAUGUUGUCCUUGUUAUGAAAGAUUAAACGCUGCCUUGGAAUUUAAAUCGGCUUGUUUGGGUACUUAUAACACCAUCCUUCCAUAUGGGGAUUACGACAAAGUGUCUCUGCUCGACUUGAGGGAAAUUUAUAUGAAGCAGAACGGGACGGCUAUUUCACGCGAUCAGAAAGUUUGUCGACUAUGUAUGCGGCUAGUAAGGAACGAGUUUAGAUGCGUACUCAAUGCGGAGCUUGAUGCUAUUAAAAAAUUCAUACCCGAAAUGAAGACCAUCAUUAUCAAAGAUCCGGUUGUUUGCACGCCUUGCUUUGAUUCUCUGUGCACUCACAAUGCUUUUUUAAAAGAUUGCUCUGAAGUGGGUGAAAAAGUUGGACUUAGUUGUGAUGAUCAAGCUAAGGAGAGUCACACGGAAGCUUGGCCUCCCGAUUUAUUCAUUAAAACCGAAAACUUGGAAGAAUUCGAUACGAAUGAGAUGGGAACAUUACACGGAUCUCUAAGAGAUCCCUUAGAGGUAGACCAAACAGAUAAUUUCAAUGGUUCGACCCCAGAGAAUCAAACGGGUGUGUCAUCAUCAGUUAUAUUCAUUAAGACUGAAAACUCGUACAAAGAAUCUGAGAUUAACCGGAUGGAAAUGCCAAUCGAGGUAAAACUGGAAGAAUAUGCAGGAGGGAGUGGCAUGCUUCAACCGAGCUUGAACUACGAAACAACCCACAGCGAUAGUCAAGAUCGAGAAAAAAGAGGGUUGUACCACCCGACAAAGUACACAGGAGAUAUCCUGAACGAGCUGACCUAUAAAAAUCUUACUCGCCGCAAAGCGAAGCACAAAAGUCCGUCAAAGAAAGGAAUGUACAAGUGUCAGAAAUGCGAUUUCGUGUCAAAGUACAUGCGCAGCCUCAACCAGCACCAGUCGAAACACAGGGACAAGGAGGUUCAAAUCUACAAGUGCAAGGACUGCGAUUUUGAGACUAGAUACAAGCCUAACAUCGCGUCUCACAUGUUGAGACACAGGAACGUCUCGGACUUGCCGAGGCUGAAGUGCGAUAAGUGCGACUACACAACAAUAAAAAAGAGGAACCUCAGUCGUCACCAGUUGAGGCACAAAAGUUGGGAGGAAGCACAAAUGCACUCGUGCGACGUUUGCGAUUACGGGACCAAGUACAAGGGGAACCUUUCCUAUCACCAGUCGUGCCACCACAGGAUCGCGAAUGCGACUAGUCGCAAGGAUCCUUCGGAAGAGAAACUGUACAAAUGUAACGACUGCGAUUUCGGCACAAAUUACAGGAAGAGCAUCAGGAAUCACAUGGUGAAACACAGGAAUAUUUCGCAAAUGCCGAAAUAUAAGUGCGAUAAGUGCAAGUACGUGACGGUGAAUAAGAUCAAUUUCCAGGUGCACCAUUCGAAUCACAAGGGGACUUCGGAGACGCAGGUGCAAGAUGGCCGGGACGCCAGCUUGAUAAGCGGGUUUAUGAGGCAGAAAAUAAGGGCCAUUUUAAACGUUUGAGAUUAUAGCGGUGCGUGCAGUGUCAAAAUUAGGGCGAUUUUUUUUAAGGAAUUUCUUUUUACAGGAUACGAGAAGAAAGUUAAUAGGAUUUUUUACAUUGUGAAGGGCAGUUAAGUGUUCUGUGUGCUCAGUAUUGUACCUU